GGCGGCGGAAGCGAUGAGGGUUCUGGUGCGGGGCUGCUGGGGGCCGCGGCUAUGCGGUGGCGCAGUGGGUGGGAGGCCGAUCCCUUAUUGGCGAGUGUUGGCCGGGCUCGGCGGGACCCAAGGCGGGGAGGACUGCCGGGACACCCGAAUCCGCGAGAAGCCGCCCUGGCGGGUGCUCUUUUUCGGCACGGACCAGUUCGCCCUCGAGGCGCUGCGGGCGCUGCACACCUCCAGGGAAAACAAAGAGGAAGAGUUAAUCGAAAAACUGGAGGUGGUCACUGUACCUUCCCCAUCACCGAAAGGACUGCCAGUGAAGCGAUAUGCGGUGCAGUCCCAGCUCCCAGUGUAUGAGUGGCCAGACGUGGGAUCUGAAGAAUAUGAUGUGGGAGUAGUGGCUUCAUUUGGCCGACUUUUGAGUGAGGCUCUUAUUCUUAAAUUUCCCUAUGGCAUAUUGAAUGUCCAUCCCAGUUGCCUCCCGAGGUGGCGUGGUCCAGCCCCUAUAAUCCACACAGUGCUUCACGGAGACACAGUUACUGGAGUAACAAUUAUGCAAAUUAGACCUAAAAGGUUUGACGUGGGCCCAAUUCUCAAGCAGGAAACCAUUCCUGUGCCACCCAAGAGCACAGCAAAGGAAUUGGAAGCAGUAUUGUCAAGACUGGGUGCCAACAUGCUUAUUUCAGUUUUGAAAAAUUUGCCUGAAAGUCUGAACAAUGGAAGGCAGCAGCUAACUGAGGGGGUGACGUACGCCCCUAAGAUUUCUGCUGGUACCGGCUAUAUAAACUGGGAGGAACAAACUUCGGAGCAAAUAUUCAGACUUUAUCGUGCCGUUGGAAAUAUAAUCCCGUUGCAGACACUCUGGAUGGAGAAUGCCAUUAAACUUCUGGAUUUGGUAGAAGUUAACAAUUCAGUCCUUGCUGAUCCAAAAUUAGCAGGACAGACAGGACAGGCUGUUAUUCCAGGAUCAGUAAUAUACCACAAACAGUCACAAAUACUGCUGGUUUAUUGCAAGGAUGGCUGGAUCGGUGUUCGAUCAGUGAUGCUUAAGAAAACACUAACAGCUACUGAUUUCUACAAUGGAUAUUUGCACCUCCAAUACCAAAAGAAUUCCCAAGGUCAACCAAGUCAGUGCAGAUUUCAGACUCUCAGACUUCCAACAAAGAAGCAGCAGAAGAAAAUUGUUGCUGUGCAACAGUGCAUUAAGAAGUUAGGAAGAAGAUGGACAAGAAUCUAUUACAUAUUUGUAAUUUAUUAAAAGCCUUAUUUACAAGGAAUUACCUUGACUUGCAAAGCAGAUGGCGCUGUUGGAGGAAGAGAAGAUAAUUGUCAAAAAGAUGGAUUGCCUCACUUUCCACUUUGUGUGUAACAGUAGUUAAAAAGAGUUUUUUCUACUUGAAUAACAGAAGAGGUUUAAAUAAAAUUUGUAUUUAUAAUAAUACAAAACUCAAGGAGAUUGGAUCUUUGCCUAAUAGCAAUGACAACUAACUGGUGUGUGUAUGUGUAUGUAUAUAUGUAUGUGUGUGUAUAUAUAUAUUUAAGAGAUUCCUUCAAAAACAGCUCAUCUAUUUUUAAAAUCAUAUGUCACAGUUGACUGCUAUUAUUUUAGGAGUAUUUAAUCUGCAUUUCUGAUUUUCAAUAAGUAGUAAAUUCAGCUCUUUAAAUUUCUGUACCAGGGAGAUCUCAUCAAGUAAUAAACUUAGAUAUUGUUUAAUAAUCUCUGCCACAUCGAUAUGUACUAUAAAUUCACAUUUUACAUCUAGGUUUUCUUGAA
Molecule: messenger RNA, 1768 nt
Organism: Cynocephalus volans (Philippine flying lemur)
Lineage: Eukaryota; Metazoa; Chordata; Mammalia; Dermoptera; Cynocephalidae
Gene: MTFMT
Product: mitochondrial methionyl-tRNA formyltransferase
Biological process (GO): conversion of methionyl-tRNA to N-formyl-methionyl-tRNA; biosynthetic process
Cellular component (GO): mitochondrion
Molecular function (GO): methionyl-tRNA formyltransferase activity
Source: RefSeq, a predicted model, not a curated record